Linum trigynum is the source of this 1500-nucleotide messenger RNA. Lineage: Eukaryota; Viridiplantae; Streptophyta; Magnoliopsida; Malpighiales; Linaceae. The record is from the annotation of a GenBank genome assembly.
AUGGCGUCACCAACUCCUCUCUUCUUCCUCUUCUUCCUCAUCACAACAGCUUCAUUCCCCAAGUCAUCGCGAACCCAAUCGAUAUCAGAGACCAGUAAUGGAGAAGGCUUCAUGGCUAUGGAGCUAUCGGAGAGAGGUCUUGAAUUUCUCAAGGACUUGCUCAUAAACAAGGCGAUUGCCUCGACAAUACCUCUGAAAUUGCCACGGCUCGAGAAAUCUGCCAAGUUUCCUUUCCUGGGCAAUGUUCAGAUGACGCUCACGGGCAUCACAAUCGAUGAAAUUGACGUUUUGUCGUCUUAUGUUAAGCCUGGUGACACUGGCGUGGCGAUUAUAGCUUCUGGGAUGACUUGUAAUUUGAGCAUGAAUUGGUAUUACAAGUACAGUUCCUGGCUUCUUCCUGUGGAGAUUUCUGAUAAGGGGAACGCUUCUGUUCAGGUUGAAGGAAUGGAAGUUGGGCUUACAUUAGGGUUGAAGAACCAGAACGGAAGCCUGAAGCUUUCAGCUAUGGAGUGUGGCUGCAUUGUUAGAGGUAUCAAGAUAAAUGUGGAUGGAGGAGCAUCGUGGCUCUAUCAAGGAAUGAUCGAUGCAUUUGCAGGACGCAUCACAUCUGCAGUUGAGAGCACUAUUACCAAGAAUCUCAAAGAUGGCAUUGACAAGCUUGAUGCAUUUCUGCAGUCCCUUCCCAAAGAGAUUCCAGUAGAUGAUAUUGCUUCUCUGAAUGUGACUUUCUUGAGUGAUCCUUUGCUGACCAGCAACUCCAUUCAGUUUGACAUCAAUGGAUUGUUCAUGGCAAGGCAAAAUACAUCAUCUACAUCAAUGGAGUACUUCAGGAAUUCACAAUCAUCGGUUCUCUGCUCAGAUCCUUCUAAAAUGCUUGGAAUUGAACUGGACGAAGCUGUUUUCAAUUCUGCUUGUGCACUAUAUUACAAUGCAAAAUUCAUGCAGUGGAUUGUGGACAAAAUCCCAGAUCAAGCUCUUCUGAACACAGCUGGAUGGAGAUUCAUCGCUCCGAAACUAUACAAGAAGUACCCAAAUGACGACAUGAACUUAAACAUCUCCUUGUCCUCCCCUCCGGUGAUUAGUGUUUCGGAGCAAAAGAUCGACGCAACAGUAAAUGCAGCAUUGAUCAUCAACGUAUUGGAAGCGAAUCAAGCGAUACCAGUUGCUUGUGUUUCUUUUGAAAUUAGUGGGUCGGCUUCAGUGAGGAUCUCGGGGAACAACCUGGCGGGGAGCAUGAAACUGGACGGCUUCACAAUGAUCCAGAACUGGAGUGAUGUUGGCAAUCUUCCAUUGUUUGUCAUUCAGCCAGUGAUGUGGACAGCCAUAGAAACGGUGUUCUUGCCGUACGUGAAUGCACAUCUCGCACAGGGGAUCCCGUUGCCUAUCGUCCAUGGAUUUGCCCUGCAGAAUGCAGAGACCGUCACUACAAGCUCGAAGAUCACGGUCUGUGGAGAUGUGGCGUAUAGGGAUGAUAAACAGAGAACUGAACUCCAUAUUUAG